GCAGAUGCCGGAAGUCAAAAGGAGGAAGAGAGCCGGCCGGAAACACAAGAAGAAGGUAUGCAGGUGUGGCCGCGUUCACCACCGAUCGCCUCGCGGGCACAGAGCGCCGCGGACGGUCAAGGGAAGGUGCUGAAUAAGUUGCAGCACGCCUUGAAUGGCAAUAGACCGUCUGUUGACCUAGCGGUCAAGGUCCUGGUCGGCGCAAGUUUGAUUCCGCUCGCCUGGAGGACGGAGCAGGAAGUUGAGGAGGUGCUUGACAGCAUCAGCAGCCUCAGUUCCAGGGUGCUCUUCGAGAUCGAAGAGACGACAGCUCAGACCAUCCAGAUCACCGGCCUGAUCUGUAAGUCGGCGGUCUUGGGGCUUGGGAUCAUGGGGCUAUGGUUCCUUGGCCGAACUGUCGCCAAUAGGCUUGUGCGAGCUUAUCAUGGAAACACCCUGCCUGCAAAACUUUUGGAGUACAAACCCGAUGGGCAGACAAGCUGGGAGGUGUCCGGAUCGAAAGGAAAGCACGUCGUGUGGAUGCGGUUAACCACGCCGCGCCAAUCGGCUUGUGCCUGUCGAGGGUUCAUUGAUGCAGGGACGUGCGGGCAUAUUGAUGCCGCCGUCGAACAAGCUAGAAUGAUGGGAUUGGGCCCAAGUCGGGCCGUCCAGUUUGAAGAAGGAUCUGUGGUGAAAAAUAAAGGUGCAGCAGCUCUCAAGAGUAUGGGUGUCAGUGGUCGCUCCACGGAGGCUCUUUGCUUCACGGGGGUAGUGAGCAAGGCUCAGCGUUUGUUCAGCGCUGAUGAGUCCAAGGAGACGACUGCAGGGUGCUUCAAGGAGCUGACGCACGGAAGAGUCGAUGAAGACUUGCAACACGCGGUCCGUGAGAAGGACGCGGUUGCCGCGGUGCGCGCACCUCGGCCCAAGGGCGGCGCGUCGUCAGCAGAGAUCACGGUCGAAUACUUAAAGGACCGUGCAUCACAAGAAGCGGUGAUCGACUUGCUAGAGCGACACCCUGACUCUGCUGUUUUUCUGGCUGCCUACAGUCUGGACCAGCCAGAUUUGACCAAAGCGUUCGCCAAGCAUAAAGGGAAGAUCGAAUUGCUUGCCGACGCGGGUCAGACCCACCGGACGAAGCUUCAGCUUCAGUCUUUGCUGGAGAUUCGUUCAGGUGGGCAUUCCGUCAGGGUCGCAAGAGGGCAAAGUCUUGCGAAGACCUACAAGGAAGACGGAAGAGCAGUCAGAGUUGGAGCCAACUUGAAAGGUAUCCAACACGCCAAAAGCUGUUUGGUCAUGACUGCUGUGCACGCGUACUUGGUGCUGGGCUCUUGCAAUUGGACAACGUCGUCAAAGUCCAAUCGUGAGUCAGGGUUGUUGCUGACUAUGCCCAAGGAGCACCAGUCCGUCCGGGAUUUCCUGAGCCACUUCUCGGAGUCCUGGGACGCGGGCGCUUCGCUGGAAGAAGUGCAGUUCCAGCAAAAUAAGACCCAAGGAAGGUCGCGGUCUGUGAGACGCGCCAUGAGUAAGGAAGUUGCUGGAGAAGAGGAGGGCGUGACCCUAUCGGAGUGCAUAGCCGAUGGUCGCGUUCCCGUCCCUGAUAAGAUGUCCUUCCCAAAGUGGCAGGCUUGGCGACGGAAGGAAGGAAGGCGUCCGGUCAAGAGAAAGGACGGACGCGGGAUGAGAACGGAUGAAGAGGUGGCUUUGUGGAAAGCCAUCAUGAUGGAAUACUAUGGCGAGGAGGAUAGCGAGGAAGACGAUGAUGAAGAAGAUGAGGAGUCUUCCGAGCUUGAACCUGUUCGAGGCCCGGUAGUGGUAGGGCCCGAGCGGGCGGCUGCGAGCAAGGCGGCGCCGCUCAUGUUGGCACGGACUGGAGCUGGAGGUUCUAGUCCUCGCCCGUCCUCAGCUGGGACUGGUGCAGCUGAUGUUGAUGAGCUGCUGAAGCAGCUGCAGCAGUUGUUCCGGCCGGAUCAGGAGGACAUGGGAGCGCUUCUGGCCAGAGUCACCCGUUUGGUGAUGGCUUUGAAGACGCUAGGACAUGAAGUCAAGACUGAGGACCUGGAUCGAGUCACGUUGAAAGCCGAGGUCAUCCAGGAAGCCUAUGAUCGGGUUGGAACUUGGGAUGUGCGAGCCCUAGUUCGGACCUUGCGGAAUCAGUUCGCCUUUGUGGCACUGGAUUCGAACUUGUCAGAUGAAGACAAGACUUUGAAGGCAGAAGUCCUGGGGCAGGUCAUCCUAGGGCUUGGUGGAAAGGAAAGUUCCAAGAGUGACAAGUUGUUCAGCACGCCUUCGGUUGAGGGCCCGGUUCUCGACUCGCCUACUCGGGAGGCCGUGUCACUGACGGAAGUGGGGCGCGCUGGACUUGCAAAGCACACGACUGGCGGAGGGGAUUCGCCGUUGCGUGCAAAGGUCGCCGCUCUCGAGAUGGAACUGGAGGCUCUGAAGAGAGGGUCUGAAGGUUCCGUGGCUGGUGGGGAUCUUGCAGCUGCCUUGGAGGCACAGACAAAGAUGCUGCAGGAGACUCUGACGGCAAGGGGAGGAGUUACUAGUGUGACUUCGGUGAAAACCGAUGUCAACUCACCCACGCUGACGGAUGAUCGUUCAGAGGCCAGAGACGUGGCACAGUUCUAUGAAGAGUUCGAGGACUGUUGCUCGUUGGCCAACAAUUGCAAAGGUAUGAGCUACCGCGAGCAGUUGAUUGCCUUGCGUGCCCGUUGCAGAGGCAGCAGGCUCAAGACGUACACGAACAUCUAUCGCGCAGCGUGGCGGAGCGGUGAAAUCUUGACUAAUCCGGAGACGGUGUAUACUCGGAUUAAAGAGAAGCACCUCAUCUUUGCUGAGAGCAAGGAGGAGAAGGAAGUUCGUGUUGACAACGAACAUGUGCUUUUGAGCAAGGGACGCUUGAGUGCCCAUCAGUUCGAACCCCUGUUCGAGGCCAGUAUUUCGGAACUCGAAUCGGUUGGUUUGGGCAAGACCCAGAGAGAGCUUUAUCUCUCGUACCUGCGGAAGAUGCCUCCGUAUCUACAGAAAGAGAUCCGGAGUGACAAACGGCUUUGGAAAGGAGAGGCGACACUUCGCGGUCCGGCCACAUGGGAAGAAGCCCAUCGAGUGGUUUUGGAGAUUGAGCAGAGGGAGGCUACUCAUAAGGCCACUGCUAACUCCGUGCUUGUUGCUGGAGCAGACAUGUCCGGCAUGGGUUCGGGGCAACCGCUGGGUGGGAAGCAGCUCCUCCAAGAAGAGAAGAAACCAAAACCAAAGCCGAAGGCAAAACCCAAGGCUGUUCCCGAUGCGAGUGUUCUUACCACCAACGCCCGGUCCACGAAACUAUGCUUUCAUUUCCGAGACCAUGGGAAUUGUCCUAAAGGGGAUGCGUGUCCGUGGUCGCAUGACAAGGAGCUUCGUAGGAAGGCCCUCGCGGCAAGGAAAGAAGCCAGCGGAGGGAAAGGAGCGGAGCAGACUUAUGCGACCAAAGGCGGGAAAGGAGGAUCCGAAGGGAAAGGAUCAGAGAAGGGAUCUGGUGGCGGCAAGGGCGGACCCAAAGGAGGAAAAGGGAAGAGCAACAAGGCUCCAGGGACCGUGUGCCCUUUCUUCCAAAAGAACGGUGCUUGCCGCAAGGGUGCUGACUGUGACAUGGUGCACAGUCUUCCUGCUUCGUCAUCGCAGCAAGGCGGUCCGCCAGAGAAUUGGAGAGCGCCGUCAGGUGCCGCUAUGUCGAACCCUUUCGCUGCCUUUUCCGUCGAGAUCGGCAGUGCCACUGUGAAGUCAGCGGCAAAUGAUAGGGUGCUGAGUUUGGCAAAACCUGCGGGCGACAGGCCGCGGUUUUCGUCUUUGGAUGAUAUUCCCAAGGACUGGUUUCAUCUAGUUGAGAAUGAAGCUGGAGGAUACCAGUACAAAUCGGUGGUUAAGGUGCUCGACCGCAAGGUGGAAGUCAUGCUCGACGGUUGUGCGGGUUCGAACCAUAUCACCGAAGAAUUGGUCACAGGGAUGUUGAACCGUGCAGCGGAUCUGGGCAUUAGUCCGGAAGAUCGCCGGUUCCCUGUGCUUCGUUUUGAGAAGUGGACGUACCCUGAGUUCGUCCAUGGUAUUGCAGCGGGCUCUCCUGUGCCGUUGAAGGGCGCAGUUGUGCUCCGCGUGACCUUGUUGGAAGGAGAAGAUCCAGAGAGCGCUCGAGAUGGCCCGGAAGUGUUUGUCCGUUGUAAGGUUGCUUCGCGCGGAACUUCCGAUUGGCAUGGGCUGAUUCUCGGUGGUCGCGCCUUGGAUCAUCCUUCGCGUAUGGGGCUUGGUUUCCGUCCAGGUCCAAACGGGCAUGUUCUCGACACGCUGGGCAUCACUAUGCCGCGGUGCGAGGACUUGUCGCGAAUGAGGCGUGAUAGAGCCUGCGCGUUCUCUUCGGUGAUCUCCAGUCUGGAUGAUUCUUCCUGUUGCGAGCCUGGAGACUCGAGAAGGCAGCUGUUGGUGUAUGAUGGAGAGGACACCAUCUCUGUGGAAGCCGGAGAAGGAGCCAUGUUGCCAGUGAAGAGGACCUCGAGACCAUGCCUCGACGGGUCCUUAUGUGAAGGGGUUUUCCCCGUUGAAGGUGGUCUUGAAGCGGUCCCGGGGAUCUGGCCUAGCGGGAUUCUUUCGGGCAUGGUUCUAGUGGCUUCCCCAGACUCGGAUGUGCUGGUCCAGCCAGGCGAUCCAGUCGCAGAGGUCCGAGCUGGACUGGUAGAGACGAGCAUCUGCGAAUGUGGCUUGAUGGACACGUCGUUUGUUGUGCCUAUGGGAGGUGACCAUUGCGAAGCGUGCGGCACAGCGCGAUUGACGUCAUUUGAUCCGUGUGUGGAAUGUGGGUCAAAAGAGCGAAAGGCGGUGAGAGAUCUGCAGGGCUGCCGUUCUUGCCAGCGGUCCUUUGGGGGAUGCGGCAGGAAAGCGGGCUAUGGCUUGAUGGCCGCUUUGGUCGCAGUCUCUGUGAUGAAUCAUGGCUUUGGAGCUGGGGGCGCCCUUGCGGAAGGUGCUUCCAAGCUCGAGGACCCCGAGGUCCAUACGUUCCUUGAAACCAUCCCUGGAAGUGGUUGGUGGGAUUGGAAGGGUGGCAUGUGCUACGUCACUGAAGUUGCAGAGCGGGCUUUUGAGCCGCCUGCCGCGUCUCCGGCCUUUCGUUUCCUCUCAUUGGUUUUUCGGUCGGGCAACGCUGGAUGGUCGGUCGCCGCGUUCUUUACGCGGCAUGGUCCAGAAUGGGCAGGGUGGUUGCCAGGUAGCGCGACCAGCGGACUCAAGAUGAGUCGCGGUCUGCGGCAGAGUGAUGGUGUGGACACUGUCAUGAAUCCGUGUCUUCACAUAGUAGAGUCUGUGGAUUUGGAAAAGAUGGGCGAAGAGACGCCUACAGACUACUACUAUGAACAGUUGAGGAAGGAUCUCGGCGAGCGAUAUCCGAAGGCAGAUCCUUUCUUGUUGGACCACCUUGUCUCGCUGGAGGGCUUUUUGGACAAGUCGAUCAUUUUUGGCUUUUCGUUCGGCGUUUCCAAAGCCGAGAUUUGCGUGGAGCAUGGCAAGCUCCUCGGACAUCUGAUCGGGAGGCACGGGAUGCUACCUGAUCCGGAAAGAUGCCAAGCUGUGGUAGAUUUCCCUCCUUUGAAGGAGAAGGUUCACAUCCAGCAGUUCCUUGGAUGUGGGAAUUGGUUGAGAGGCUAUUUGCCGUCUGAAUUCGGACAUGUAGCCAAGCUCCUAGGAGCUUACCAGAAACCUGGGGUUGAGUUCCCAGAAGGAGGCAUCGGGUCAGGAGAUUCCGAGGCCUGUAAGGCGUUCAAGGCGAUCAAGAAGAUGAUCUGCGACCAUAUCGCUUUGGCGACCUUUGAUGAAGCUUCCGCAGCCGACGGCUCUUGUCCGCUGGAGCAGAUCGCGGAUGCUUCCGGAAUCGCAGUUGGAGGAACUGUGCUCCAAAUGUCGCGGGAUAUGAUCAGAAUGAAGAUCCUGCUGACCCACUCUCGUUCUCUCACCCCUGCUCAGCAGCGAUGGCCGCCGCUGAUCCAGGAAGCCUACGCUCAAUUAGAAGUGAAAAGAGCGACUCGAAAGGUUUUCGGGACGAUCAGGACCCUUUGUUGGACUGAUCACGCGAACCUGACAAGGGCGCAGUCCAGUGACAUCGGGGUAGACUCCAAGCUGGUUCGAUGGGUUUCUGAGAUCCUGUCGGAUGGGUCAGGGAUCCGGAGUCUUAGCGGAAGGUCAGCGCGGCUGGGUGAUGGCUUCAGCAGAAAUCCUAAGGAUAGGGAUGCGCUGUUGGAAGCUAGAACGAAGGACCUGUCGGCACUGUCAGGCCAGUUGAGAGGGUUUGACCUCGAUGAGUAUCUGGGGGAAGGAGUGGAGAAUGAUGAGGUUGUUGCAUGGGCGGUCGGAAACGACGCCGUGCCUGAGCAGAAGCGGGAGUCCCUGAGGCCAACAGAUCAGAUUGGGGUUGCUGCGGCCGGGCAGGCGCGCAUCCUGUUGGUCAUGGACUACAAGUCCAUUUUGGACGAUGAGCGCGUAGAAGAGUCAUUACAGGAUGAACCUGAGCCAGGGCUGGAAGUGGAUGUUCUGGCCAUGUCCUUGUCAACUUGUGGACAUGCCGGCUUUAGGUCCAUCUCUGUGAAGAUUUUGGAAAGUUGGGGAAAGGCCGGUAAGGAGGUCAAGCACACUUCCCAAUGUGAGACCAAGUUCGGUGAGCUGUCUGUUCUCCGUUGGAAGUCAGCCUCUGACAAAACGAACUUGGGAAAAGGUAAGGCCAGCCUCCCUUACAUUUCUUCUUGGGUUGUAGAUAGCAAGGGAGUGGUUCUGACGGGGCACCACUGCUGUCGGGAAGAAGUGAGCCGACCGUCGCCGUUGAGCUGGGGCGUCGAGUCGAUAAAUUGGCAUAACCACAGGGUCUUGGUGACUCAGGUGUGUGAAGCCGUGUGGCGUACUGGUAGCAUCAAUGGAUUGCCAUCCAGAUUUCAGAGUCUCCUUCAUCUUCUUGGAAUCCCUGAGAGAGUCCAGUGUUGGGAUGACGGAGACGGGAAGCAAUCCUUGGGGCGCCGCAAGUCACUCAAGGCUCACCGCGUCCUCGUGUCCUUUCAGGAGAAUGAAGAAGGGCACUGGGAUGAGAUCAAUUUGGCAAGAAAGAUUCGAUUGUGUGAAGGACGCCGAAGGCGUACCUUGGCCUUCGCGGGUCGCGAUGACCGCGGGCCCCGUGUCGUGCUGUGGCUGAGAUCGCCGUGUUGGAUCCUCACCACUUGGCCUGAUGAAUUCUCCGGAAAGGCAGGCACUAUCACGGAGGAGGCAUGGGGAGACCGAGAGAGUUUGGCCAGGGAAGCGAGAGAUGCGUCUGGCAUCUCGGAGUUCAAGGGGCGAAUCGUGUGGUCCUGGUUGGAAGCUCAUCCACCUUCGCGCAUUGAUUUUUGGGAACUUUUUGCUGGGCAAGCAGGGCUCACCCUCGCUGCGAGGCAGAGAAGGUUGAGCGUUGCGCCACCGUUGGAUCGACUCUAUCCUGCCUUCGGUAAGGCUUGGGAUCUGAGCUCGCCCGUGGAUCAGGAGCUGUUUUGGUGUCUGUACAUGGUGCUGCAGCCGGCGGCGCUUCACGCUGGAAUGCCAUGUGAGCAUUACAGCGUGAUGGGCCAGAGGAAGCCGGACAGCAAUGACCGGUCUGUGAGGGAGUUGGUCAUGCGAGUUCUCGCUGAGCAGGAGAAGGGAGGAAGAAAAGGGACGGUUGAGAGUCCAACGGGUAGCCAGCUAUGGAGCGAAGACGAUUGGGUUCGCAGCUUUGGUCAGCUCGCUAGCCCGAAGCCUCCCUGGCAAUAUGCAUCAACAGAUGGUUGCCAAUAUGGGAUGGAAUCCAAGGGCCUGACCGAUGGGAGCUUCGGCCAGCCUAUGAAGAAGGGACAAAUCUGGCUGAGCAACUUUUGUCUGAGUGAGUUUUCCUUGAGGUGCGGUCGUCCUGACGCCCUCGGGCAAACAGAACAUUCUCAUCGGCACAUCAAAGGCUCAGUCAAGAUCGAGGUCUCCGGAGGAACCAAAUGGAUGGGUUGUGGCAUCUUGAGCGGGGUUUAUGAACCUGCGUGCUGCCAUGCUUACAUGAGUUGCUUAAAAAGAGCGCUCCGUAGGUCUCCAGCGCAUUCAAUAUGCCAGAGGGUUCCUCCGCUGGAAGCUGUGUCUUCGCGGAAUGCUGUCUAUACUGCUGUGAGUGAACGGCAAGGAGUUGUCACAUCUGAUGAGCUCAGCGCAGCAGAAAGAGAGCAAUUGGACAAGGAAGUAGCUGCCUUGUCCAAGCAGAUGGACGAGUUAUGGAAAACUCGUGCUGAUCAAAAGGACUGGGGCACGGUAAAGGCGGAUCUCUCGGUUUAUCAGUAUUCUGGCCAGAAGGUCACUGAAGAUCCUCGGCGGACUGUG
Molecule: messenger RNA, 8352 nt
Organism: Durusdinium trenchii
Lineage: Eukaryota; Dinophyceae; Suessiales; Symbiodiniaceae
Source: the annotation of a GenBank genome assembly